Messenger RNA from Ooceraea biroi (clonal raider ant), 1967 nucleotides. Its product is annotated as putative serine protease K12H4.7. Gene Ontology annotation, molecular function: dipeptidyl-peptidase activity; serine-type exopeptidase activity. Gene Ontology annotation, biological process: proteolysis. The record is from RefSeq and is a predicted model, not a curated record. NCBI's taxonomy places the organism in Eukaryota, Metazoa, Arthropoda, Insecta, Hymenoptera, Formicidae.
CGAUAAAAAUUCACAUCCGUGUUUACACAGCAACACGUUUUAAUCGAUAUCUCGUGGACAUUCCGUAAUUAUCGGAUUCCUCCAAUCGCGGCCAAUUUAAUCAAAGUAUCGCUUUCUUUGGUAUCUUACUUUUGUAAAUAGUAUAGUUCGUAAUGUUAUUGGUCGUUGAUGGAUGAUAUCAUAUCGACGAUUAUCGCUGGUUUUAAUCGGAGCAAGUGGCAGCCAGUCGUACUUUAGAUGGAAGUGUAUUCAGUACGCUAAAAGAUAAACGAAAACUUAAUUAGAAAGUAAUUUCUAAUUUUAAAAAUAUAAAAUAUUCCAAGAAUUUGUUUUUAAUAAACAGUCAUGAUCGUGUUCAAUGUGUUGCUUGUUUUGUGUUCGAUUUAUUCCCUUGCAAAUGGAGUGGGUUUCCGCGGAUUUACUUUCCAAGGUUUGAAGGAGCCAGAGCCAUCAAAGACUUUUAAAGAAGAGGAUGUAGUCGAAGGUUGGAUCACUCAACCCCUCGAUCAUUUCAAUCAUCGUGACAAUCGCACCUGGUCGAUGCGUUACAACGAGAAUUCCGCGUUUCUAAAGAAAAAUGGCCCUAUUAUAAUUAUGAUCGGUGGAGAAUGGGAGAUAUCGACGGGAUUCUUGCAAGGCGGAUUAAUGUACGAAAUCGGAUCGCAACACGGUGCCUUGAUGUAUUAUACCGAGCAUCGGUUCUAUGGAAAAAGCAGACCGACAAAGGACGUCAGCACGGAGAAUCUGCAAUACCUGAAUGUUGAUCAGGCGCUCGCCGAUCUCGCUUAUUUUAUAGAAACGAAGAAAAAGGAGAAGAAUUUAGAAAAAAGUCCCGUGAUAGUGUUCGGUGGUUCUUAUGCUGGAAACAUGGCAGCAUGGGCACGACUUAAAUAUCCUCAUCUCAUCCAGGGCGCUCUAGCUAGCAGUGCUCCGGUUCUUGCAAAAGCUGACUUCUACGAAUACUAUGAGGUUGUGACGAGAUCACUCGGCAGACACAGUGAAAAAUGCGUAGAUGAUGUAAAAACAGCAUUUACGUCGGUAGAAGAAUUGUUGGCUACGCCAGAUGGUGCCGACAAGCUUAAGCUUUACUUCAACUUGUGCGAGAAACCUGACGUAAAGUCUUCUAACGAUCUCGGUUAUCUCAUGAAUACAUUAGCAGAGAUAUUUGCCGCAAUUGUUCAAUACGAUACAGUUGAAAACGGCCAGACAAAAAUCGGUGCGUUGUGCUCGAUAAUGACUGCGGAUCAUUUAGGCAGUCCCCUGCAGAGACUUGCACUUCUCACCUCAAGUCGAAACGAAUGUUUCGCUACAAAUUAUAAUAAUUUCGUAAAGAGAUACAGAGAAGUUUCAUGGGAUUCACCGGGAGCUGCAGAUAUAAUGAGGCAAUGGAUCCACCAAACCUGCUCGGAAUACGGUUACUACCAGACUACGAAUUCGGAUGGAUCAAUCUUUGGUACAUUGUUCCCGUUGGAUUACUUCAUCAACAUGUGCGUCGAUCUGUACGGCGAUUACAACGAUGAGAAACUGUUGGACUCACGCGUCAAAAGGACAAAUAUAAUGUACGGGGGACGAUUGCCGGACUUAAGAAAUGUCAUUUUCACGAAUGGCGAUAUCGAUCCGUGGCAUGCGUUAUCGGUGCUCGAGAAUCUAAAUACUUUUUCGCCCGCUAUCGUCAUCAAAGGAUCCUCGCACUGUCGUGAUCUUUAUAGCGAUGCACCCACGGAUGUGGAGGAUUUGAAGAAAGCCAGAGCGAAGAUUCGCGCUAUAAUUGGCAAAUGGCUGUCCUCGUGGAAAUUCGCCGAAUUUAACACGAUAGGGAAUGAAUAAUAAAACGAGAUUUCUCCUCGCGUUAAUUAUAAUGUGUUAACAAAAGUUAUGUACAACACUCGAUAUAUGUGUAUUUGUGCAGUUCUAAAUAUAAUCGAUAUAUUAUCUACAUGAUACAAAAUAAAGGUAAAAUUACACAC